CGCCACCCGGAGUCCCGCGCGCAACUUCCACGGCGCACUCGGCGGGGCGGCCGCGCGGCUGCCGGGCCUCGGCGCGGGACUGCAUGGAGGCCACGGAGAAGCAGCACUUGUUGGACGCCAGGCCCGCAGUCCGGUCAUACACGGGAUCUCUGUGGCAGGACGGGGCUGGCUGGAUCCCUCUGCCCCGACCUGGCCUGGACUUGCAGGCCAUUGAGCUGGCUGCCCAGAGCAACCAUUACUGCCAUGCUCAGAAGGGUCCUGACAGUCACUGUGACCCCAAGAAGGGGAAGGCCCGGCGCCAGCUGUAUGUAGCCUCUGCCAUCUGCCUGUUGUUCAUGAUCGGAGAAGUCGUUGGUGGAUACCUGGCACACAGCUUGGCUGUCAUGACUGACGCAGCGCACCUGCUCACUGACUUUGCCAGCAUGCUCAUCAGCCUCUUCUCCCUCUGGAUGUCCUCCCGGCCAGCCACCAAGACCAUGAACUUCGGCUGGCAGAGAGCUGAGAUCUUGGGAGCCCUGGUCUCUGUACUGUCCAUCUGGGUCGUGACUGGGGUACUGGUGUACCUGGCUGUGGAGCGGCUGAUCUCUGGGGACUAUGAAAUUGACGGGGGGACCAUGCUGAUCACGUCGGGCUGCGCUGUGGCUGUGAACAUCAUAAUGGGGUUGACCCUUCACCAGUCUGGCCACGGGCACAGCCACGGCACCACCAACCAGCAGGAGGAGAACCCCAGCGUCCGAGCUGCCUUCAUCCAUGUGAUCGGGGACUUUCUGCAGAGCAUGGGCGUCCUAGUGGCAGCCUAUAUUUUAUACUUCAAGCCAGAAUACAAGUAUGUAGACCCCAUCUGCACCUUCGUCUUCUCCAUCCUGGUCCUGGGGACAACCUUGACCAUUCUGAGAGAUGUGAUCCUGGUGUUGAUGGAAGGGACCCCCAAGGGCGUUGACUUCACAGCUGUUCGGGAUCUGCUGCUGUCGGUGGAGGGGGUGGAAGCCCUGCACAGCCUGCAUAUCUGGGCACUGACCGUGGCCCAGCCUGUUCUGUCUGUCCACAUCGCCAUUGCUCAGAAUACAGACGCCCAGGCUGUGCUGAAGACAGCCAGCAGCCGCCUCCAAGGGAAGUUCCACUUCCACACGGUGACCAUCCAGAUCGAGGCCUACUCGGAGGACAUGAAGGACUGUCAGGCAUGCCAGGGCCCCUCAGACUGACUGCCCAGCCAGGCACCCACUGGGGCACAAACAGGACCUGCAGGUGGCUGGACUGAGUGUCCCCCAGGCCCAGCCAGGACUUUGCCUACCCCAGCUGUGUUAUAAACCGGGUCCCCCUCCUGACCUCUGCUCCAUGUUCAGUGCAGAGCCUUGCCCCACUCCAGGAAUGGAGCGCUUCCCAGCCUCCCAUCUGACUACAGCCAGCGCCAGGGUGGGGACUCAGCGGGUAUAAAGCUAGUGUGACCCUGCUCUUCCAGCUCCUGGGCCAGCUCUGGAAGGGCUGUAUUCGGGCCUAAUCCUCAGCAAAUGUUCUACCACUCGCAGGGGCAAAGGCGGUGAGCCACAGGACGUCCAAGGAGAGGCUGGCCCCAGCGCAGCCAUACUGCCUGCCUCACCCCCCAUUCUCAGUCUGGCUGGCCUUUGCCUUUAUGAAUCUGAGCCCCUCCCUCUGCCUACAGCAACAGGCACGGGGGUGAGGACCCUCACACUCUCAGUUGAGCCUCCCUGAGGCAGGGAGCCAGGAGGCACCUGAGGCCUGUCUGUGCCUUAGUCACUUCAGCUGUGAGCCAAAUGUUCCCUUUCCUGGAGGGGAGAGGCUUCUUACUAGGUAAGGGACCUGUUUCCUCUUUCCUUAUUCCCUCAGCUGUGCCAACACAAAAAACAACUUUGGCACAGGUGGUGGGUGGGGGGGUAGAGAGAUUUCAGCUUGGCUUCUGUGCUAACAGCCUCGAAGCCCCCUGGCACUUCUGUUGCCCUGAGAGUGUCCCAGGGGAUUCAGAGUCUCCAGAAAGAUAUGGCUGGGCCAGCUCUAUUGCCUACCUGGCCUGACCCAGUCGGAGCCUGGCAUGAUGGAGGGAAAGGGAAAGAAGUGGGGCUGCACUCGGUCCAGAGGCCAGCUAGGAGGGAAACCGCAGCUUCCUGGGCUUGUGUGUGAAGAUUCCUGACUUAGGGGUGGCUUGUGUUUACAAGAUGCAAGAGGGGAGACCUGUCCCCGACUUAUCGAGACAACAUGCCCAGUUAUCAGUGAGUCCUGUGUCACAAGGUCUGUCUCUGCCAUUGUAAGCAAGUGCCUUGGGCGAGUUGGCCUCUGCCCCACAGUCUCAUCUGUAGACCGACAGGGUUGAUGCCUCCCUCACAGGGUUGAGAACAAGAGCCAGUUGGCCAAGUA
This is a messenger RNA of Nomascus leucogenys (northern white-cheeked gibbon), 2370 nucleotides long. RefSeq names its product solute carrier family 30 member 2 (gene SLC30A2). Lineage: Eukaryota; Metazoa; Chordata; Mammalia; Primates; Hylobatidae. Gene Ontology annotation, cellular component: plasma membrane. Gene Ontology annotation, molecular function: zinc ion transmembrane transporter activity. Gene Ontology annotation, biological process: zinc ion transmembrane transport; response to zinc ion. The record is from RefSeq and is a predicted model, not a curated record.